Messenger RNA from Xenopus tropicalis (tropical clawed frog), 2978 nucleotides. It is a transcript of the gene olfml1, whose product is annotated as olfactomedin like 1. Bases 326 to 1525 code for a protein of 399 amino acids. Gene Ontology annotation, cellular component: extracellular region. Lineage: Eukaryota; Metazoa; Chordata; Amphibia; Anura; Pipidae. The record is from RefSeq and is a predicted model, not a curated record. The transcript is spliced from 3 exons.
AUGGGGUCUAUGAUGCAUAAAUCACUUUCCUUGUUCUUUAAAUUAUGGGAGAGAAUUUUUUCAGCUCCAGAUGUGGGGGAGAUAUGGGCGCAGACUGAACAUAUGGAUGUGAUAAGCAGCGAGUACAAAUGCUCAGAAGCCACAUGUACUGUGUGCAGAGAGGAAUAUGUUUCACACUGGGAAUUUCUUGCCUUGGGUUUGUCGGUUCCACACAAACAGCAGCAAAACCGCCUCGUGGAGCUCUGUGUAAAGCUUUUCAUAUGAGGACGAGGCUUUUUUCCUGGACAGCGGCCAUAUAUACGACUCCAUCAGAUUGCAGGAAACCAUGGAACUGAUGUUCAUUCGGAUACUUGUUCUUUUUGUGCUAUAUACAGAUACAAACAGCCAGGGUGAAGCCCAAGACUCCAUAAUGGUGCGUUACAUUGAAAGCCGCGUCGUUUCUCUGGAGGACAGACUGUACAAAUGUGAACAAGUCCUGCACCAUUAUGAUUAUGAACUCAAGGGCCUGUCAUACAGACUCAUUUCCCGCCUUGAGGAACUAAGUAGAUACAGGGCCGAUGUAAAGAGUGAGAUGGAGAAUCUUCUCGGCAGGAUUGAACGAGCCGAAUGGGACAUCGACUACCUGGAGACUGCGUCCCCUUCAAACACGUGCGUGGAGAUGGACGAGCGACUGGUGAAGACUCAACUGGAAAAUGCAGAAGAAGAAAAAAGAAAAAUCAUGCAAAAAUUAAACACAAGUUGUGCCACUAUGUUAGCGAAAAUCAAGUCCCAGAAGAUGGUGAAAAGAUCUGGCGGCGCCGUCGGUUCCUGGAUGAGGAACGCAGGGAACAGCUCAGAGGGUAUAUAUUUCUUUAGUGGCAGUAACGGGGACACAUUUCUAGAAUUUACAAAUAUGGAGGACUUCACCAACAUAGAUUCCAUGGAAAAGGCCAAGAACGUCUCACUGCCGUAUCCCUGGCAAGGUACCGGGCAGGCCGUGCACAACAAUUUCAUGUUUUUCCACAGAAAUGGCACCUUGAAUGAAAUAGUUAAAUAUGAUCUGAGGGGCGAGAAUGUCACAGGGAUAUUGGAACUAGCAGGGGCCGGUAGCAUUCCGCCCUAUCAGCUGUCCCCAUUCACAUUCAUUGACCUGGGCUUUGAUGAGCACGGCCUGUGGUCCAUGCAUGGAGAUGCAGGCAAUGGUGGGAAUAUCGUUCUUACAAAGAUUGACUAUCGGACUAUGGUCAUGGAACAGUCUUGGAACACGUCCUGCCAGAGCGCCAAUGCCGAGGCGGCCUUUGUCCUAUGUGGGACACUGUACGUGGUGUAUAACACGGCCAGCGGGGGGCGAUCCCAUAUUGAUUGCAUCUAUGACACUUCCGGCAUCAUAACUGAAAACAAGAUGUCCACCUUAUAUUUCCUGAGGCGCUACAGCAGCCAUGCCUCCAUUAAGCAUAACCCCAUAGAGAAGGCACUUUAUGCUUGGGAUGAGGGGUACCAGACUGUCUAUAAAUUCGAUACAAGGGCCAAAUAUGAACAUCCAUGAUGGACCCUACACAAGGUGCCUUAUGCAUGUGUUUUGGCACCAGUAUAAAAAUACCAUCAGCACUGAGCAUAGACAGUGAGACCCCUCUAAGGCAAGAAAUAUGGCGGCUAUUACUGGCGAAUCCACCCUUCGACCCUCCAUCUGUUGUUGGACUACAGCUCACAGAAACAGAGUGGGAUGCUGGUCCAUGGGUCACCACUAGGGGCAACAGUGUGUGGGGUAGAGGCAAACAUAGGCAUCAUUCUAUCUUUCCUAUUCCUGGUUUUUACCUUUACUGAUAUCUCUAUCCCUGAUCACUCUAUGGUAAAGCCCUGUAUCAGGUCAAGUACCUGCGGGUUUACUGCAAAAAAGUGGGUAUUUUGUGGGUUGCUGGUAGGACUUCUGUAACCCUCAACCUCCCACUCCCUACCUGAACAGAUCCCAACCCAGUAAGCCAUCAUUACCCAUACACCCAUGCCCAACCUACCCAUCUCUGAUGUCACCAGAAGGGGUGGGGCAGGCAGGCCCAAGUAUAUGAAUAAGCCAAUGGAAGGCAGUUGUCAGUGGAAUUGGGUGUUAACGUUGUAGGUGGGGUGGGCUGUGGGUAGCAUUUGGCCCAUCCCCCAUCUGUUAAAAAUGUGCUUUUCCACCCAAACCCACUCAAAGCAAGAGUUUUGGGCUGAACUGCACAUUACUAGACUUCCAGAUGCCUGUAUGGGUGUGAGUCAGUGGGUUUGGGUCAGGUCACAGGACUUAAUAUAAACAGAUUUUGCUCCUUUUUUCUGUUUUUAUUUUACCUUCUUUGGCUUCUGAUGAUGUCACUCACUUCUGGCUUUCAAUGAUGUCACUUCCAUAUUGCAGUGAUGUCACUUCCAGUUUCAUUGUGAGUUGCAGAAUUCAGACAAAGCAGUUAUGGGUUGGAUCAGCUAGUGGGUCCAAGCGUGUCCAGGUUUGGGUCGUGGAUCUGGGUCCCAUCGUAGCCCAUACAGCAGGCCAUUUUCCUCAGUCUGUAUUAUUUAUAGUAAUGGGUUUCAGAUAAGCCACACAGAAUAAACAAGAACUCUGUAGUGUGGGAGUAAUUGUGCCAGCACAGUCGCAAGAGCCUUUAUAAAAGCCGGGGAAAGCCCUGCAACAGGAGUAUUACUGUACAGGUGUCUCUUUGCCUUUAUUCCUUUUCUUUACAUAAAUACAAAAGGACAAAAGGAAAAUCUUUUGCACAAAUGCCCCUUGUAAUCCCUAACAUGGCGCCAUGCAGAGGCGGCACGCAUUGCAGCUCCAGAUGCAUCACGUCAGUAUUUCUAUACGGGGAACCCAUUAGCCAUCGGUACCGAGUAAGAACUGAUGAAUUUGCUGUUGUGCAAAAGUGAUGUGCUGUUAAUGUUUAUUGUAAUCACGAUUAUUACUGUAACAAAUAUAUAAGCAAUGUGAGAGCAAUAGUUUGGUAAUUAGAGAUUAAAGUCCAUAAUAACAUGAA